AGAGUCAACUGUCAAACCGAAGAAACCAAGAAACUUAAGUUCAACCGCUUCGUACCUCGUAUCUAUUUCAACUGCUAACCCCUACAAAACAAACGGAACUCUUCUUUGCUUGGGAGCUCAGCUCCAUGAGAAUCGGAGUUUGUUUCGUGAAAGAUUCAAGCAGCAAAAUCUUACAAAAUAGAUGCAAACAACUGUCAAAUCAUAGUGUCAAUUUAUAGUGUAGCAAACUGGGAUUAUCUCAAAACAUGAAAACAAAUCAAGUUCGGUUUCUGGGUCUGAUUCUAGUACUACUUGCAGUUGUUGUUUGCUCUCUUGCUGAUUCGAAGGAAAGUGCAGGCACUGGUUUAGAUCCGAAAUCGGAUGCUACCACUAAUGCUUCAAAAGAAGCAGGAGGGUCAAACUUAAAAUCCAAUUCAACUGAGGAUGAUAAAGGAAAGGGAAAGGGAGGUCAAGUUGAUAAAUCUAAGGAGGAUAAAGCUGAUGAUUUGAAUAAUAUUAAGAUGGAUAGCCAAUCUGGGUCCAAAGAUAAUGAAAAUGCGAAGGAGGAUAAGGGUAAUUCAAGUGAGGAAUUUCAAGCAAAGGAGGGUGAUCAUAAUAAAAAGAAGGGUUUGAGUGGUGGGGAAGAAUCCAAGGAUUUCCCUGAAGAGAAGAACGAUGAAAGGGAUACUCAAUCAAGGAAGGAGGGUCCUCAUGUUGAAGAAUGCGAUCCAUCUAAUAAGUGCACGGACGAGGAAAACAAGUUGGUUGCUUGUUUAAGAGUCCCGGGAAAUGAAUCUCCAGAUCUUUCACUGUUGAUUCAGAACAAGGGGAAAGGCCCGCUUAAUGUUACAAUUUCUGCUCCAGAUUUUGUUCACCUGGAGAAAACAAAGAUUCAACUCCAAGAAAAAGAUAACAAAAAGGUGAAGGUUUCCAUCACUGGUGGAGGAAGUGAAAACCUGAUUGUUUUGACGGCUGGUAAAGGUCAGUGCAAGCUUGAUAUAAAGGAUACGAUUGCCCACUAUUUGGGCAAGGAGCUUCACAAGUCCCACGAGUCUGCUGAUAUAAUAAACUCCAUGUCACGAACCUCCACCAUUGCUGUUUUAUCCUUUGCUGCACUGCUGAUCCUGGCAUCAGGUUGGAUGUGCAUCAGCUUCCGAAGGAAGCACCUUUCCUACAAUAACCCUCGAUAUCAGAGGCUAGAGAUGGAGCUGCCGGUGUCAGGUGGGGGGAAAACAGAGUCCAAAACUAAUGAUGGAUGGGAUAAUAAUUGGGGUGAUGAUUGGGAUGAUGAGGAGGCACCUAAGACGCCCUCGCUACCUGUUACUCCAAGCCUUUCAUCUAAAGGCCUUGCUUCGCGACGGUUGAGUAAGGAUGGGUGGAAAGAUUAGCUGCCUAGGUUGACGUAAACGUUUUACAGGGGAAAAUUCUUAGUUCAUGCAGUUUCUUUUCAUCAAUUUUUGUUUCCUGAUUUGUUCUUUGGCAACCUCUUCAUUUUCUUUUCCCCAGUGGACACACAAACUUCAAGAAAGUUACACGCCUGAUUGUUUAGUUUA
Molecule: messenger RNA, 1532 nt
Organism: Populus trichocarpa (black cottonwood)
Lineage: Eukaryota; Viridiplantae; Streptophyta; Magnoliopsida; Malpighiales; Salicaceae
Exons: 5
Coding region: 246-1367 (373 amino acids)
Source: RefSeq, a predicted model, not a curated record